Messenger RNA from Rhodofomes roseus, 1023 nucleotides. Its product is annotated as kinase-like protein. The transcript has 8 exons. Gene Ontology annotation, biological process: protein phosphorylation. Gene Ontology annotation, molecular function: ATP binding; protein serine/threonine kinase activity. NCBI's taxonomy places the organism in Eukaryota, Fungi, Basidiomycota, Agaricomycetes, Polyporales, Fomitopsidaceae. The record is from RefSeq and is a predicted model, not a curated record. Bases 1 to 1023 code for a protein of 340 amino acids. Gene Ontology annotation, cellular component: nucleus; cytosol; protein kinase CK2 complex.
AUGGCCCGCGUAUAUACCGACGUAAAUGCAGUUCUCGGACCUGCGUGGUACGAGUUUGAGAGCACGAAGAUAGAGUGGAACGUGCCAGAUCGUUACGAGAUCACUCGGCGGAUCGGCGGUGGCAAGUAUUCCGAUGUCUUUGAAGGCGUCGACUCGUCGAACGAGGAGAUUGUCGUCAUCAAAGUGCUCAAGCCGGUAGCGAAGAGAAAGAUCAAGCGGGAGAUCAAGAUUCUUCGCAACCUCUCUGGUGGCCCCAACAUUGUCGGCCUGGUGGACGUCGUGCGCGACUUUGCCUCACGAUCCCAUAGCUUGGUCAUGGAGUAUGUCAGAAACGCGGACUGGAGGGACAUAUACCGUUCCUUGACCGAACUAGAAAUCAAGCAAUAUCUGUUCCAGCUACUGAGGGCUCUGGACUUUGCGCACUCCCGCGGAAUCAUGCAUCGCGAUGUCAAGCCGGGCAACAUUAUGUAUGAUCGCGAACAACGCAAGCUAAGACUCAUUGACUGGGGUCUGGCCGAGUUCUACCACCCGGGCACGGAAUACCCUCCACGAGUUGGCUCGAGAUAUUGGAAGGGCCCAGAAUUGCUCGUCAGCCACAGGACAUACGACUACAGCCUUGAUUUAUGGAGCGUAGGCUGUAUCCUCGCUGCGCUGGUGUUCCGCAAGGAGGCCUUCUUCCGUGGCAGAGAUAACGAAGAUCAGCUACUGAAGAUCGUGAAAGUGCUCGGCACAGACAGCUUCGAACAGUACUUGUUUACCUACAACCUCUGCCUUACGAACGUGAGCGACGAACUCGUGCAGCAACAUGCCAGACUGCCUUGGUCACGUUUCGUAACGGCAGAGAACCGAACUGCAGCAACGCCGGAGGCCCUCGACCUGCUCGACAAGUUACUACGAUAUGAUCACCGAGAACGACUGACAGCGGCCGAAGCGAUGGCGCAUACUUAUUUCAAUGUUGUACGACUGCAGACUCCGUCAAACCCUGCGGAGUGCUUCAGCGACUCCGGCUUCUACUCGACUUGA